This is a messenger RNA of Dicentrarchus labrax (European seabass), 8815 nucleotides long. It is a transcript of the gene atp10d, whose product is annotated as ATPase phospholipid transporting 10D. Gene Ontology annotation, biological process: phospholipid translocation. Gene Ontology annotation, molecular function: ATPase-coupled intramembrane lipid carrier activity; ATP hydrolysis activity; magnesium ion binding. Gene Ontology annotation, cellular component: plasma membrane. Lineage: Eukaryota; Metazoa; Chordata; Actinopteri; Moronidae. The coding region runs from base 173 to 4339 and encodes 1388 amino acids. The record is from RefSeq and is a predicted model, not a curated record. The transcript has 24 exons.
GCACUGCACGUGAGAGGCAGUCAGACCGUCUCACCGUGAAAACGGCGAUGUGACCGAGUAAGCGACUCACAGCUCGGCUAGCUGCUGCUUCAACAGGCAGCGUAUGGAGAGAGACGGCAGGGAUGAGGACAUUGUGAACUCUCGCAGCUCAGCUAGGGCCUCUGCCGCGUAGAUGGAGCGGCUCCACUGGGUGCAGCAUCGCUGUCGGCAGCUGCUGGCAGGAGACUCGGGGCGAGGCUGGUACUCUGCUCCCGAUGGGCUGCCCAACAAAAGCUCACUGGACGCCCACAGCUCCCCGCAUAGAGUCAUCGGGAAGCGGAGAACGGUGUUUGCCCGCCACGGGCCCCACCAGCAGGAGUACGAAGCCGUCUACAAAAGCUACAAGGGCAAUGCCAUCCGCACUACCAAAUACAGCUUGUUGACUUUCAUCCCCAUGAACCUGUUCCAGCAGUUCCACAGGGCUGCCAACCUGUACUUCCUGUUUCUGGCGUUACUGAACUGGGUGCCAGUUGUUGAAGCCUUUCAGAAGGAAAUUACCAUGAUUCCUCUGCUGGUGGUUCUCACUGUUAUCGCCAUCAAAGAUGCCCUGGAAGACUACAGACGCUACCUGUUCGACAAGAAGGUCAACAACAAUGUAGUGCAAGUGUUCUGUGGCAAGCAGAAAGCCUACAUUGACCAGUGCUGGAAGGAUGUGCGAGUUGGAGACUUUGUCCGUCUGUCCUGCAAUGAAAUCAUCCCUGCUGACAUGCUGCUGCUGUAUUCAUCUGACCCUCGUGGGGUUUGUUACAUUGAGACCGCCAACCUGGACGGAGAGACCAACCUGAAACAGAGACAGGUCGUUUUAGACCUCCCACUGCAGGGAGCAGAGUUGAACCUUGAGAGCUUCCACAGUCGUAUUGAGUGUGAGAACCCCAACAAUGACCUCAGCAGGUUCAGAGGUUACAUGGAGCACCCCAACGGGGUUCGUGUCGGCCUCCAUAACAACAACCUCCUGCUGAGGAGCUGCACCAUCCGCAACACUGAGACUGUAGUGGGCAUCGUGGUCUACGCUGGUCACGAGACUAAAGCCAUGAUGAACAACAGCGGGCCGAGGUACAAGCGCAGCCACCUGGAGAGGCGUCUGAACACAGACGUCCUGUGGUGCGUGCUGCUGCUCAUCAUCAUGUGUCUGACUGGUGCUAUAGGUCACGGCCUCUGGCUGAAAAACCUCAAAGACCCAGUCUUUGAGGUUGACGGGGAGACGUCUCCUGCCCUGGCUGGAUUCUACGUCUUCUGGACCAUGAUCAUUGUGCUGCAGGUGCUGAUCCCCAUUUCUCUGUACGUGUCCAUUGAGAUUGUGAAACUGGGCCAGAUCUACUUCAUCCACAACGACUUGGCCCUGUACAACGAGCAGCUGGACUCCAGGAUCCAGUGCCGGGCCCUCAACAUCACCGAGGACCUGGGUCGGAUCCAGUACCUGUUCUCUGAUAAGACGGGAACUCUGACGGAGAACAAGAUGGUGUUCCGCCGCUGCAGUAUCUACGGGGUUGAAUAUCCUCAUGAGGACAAUGCUCGGAGGCUGGAGGUGUACGAGGCGGAGAGGAACGAUGCGGCCGGUCAAUCUGUGACUCUGAAGUCGGGCUGCAGCCGUAAAUCUCUCAGCUGUCGCUCCCUCAGCUGCAACCGCAGCUCCGUAUCUCUGCACACGCUCACCGCCGAGUCGGAGGAGGAGGAGGAGGACCAGCCGUCCAAUCACAUCCAGCCCAGGACCAGUGCCUUCUGCAGCCGCGUGGCGAGGGAGGUGGUACCAGACCCCGAGCUGGUGAGGAAGUUGAGCUGGCUCUGCUCUCCGACGCUGCCUCUGAGCGACGGCUCCUCCGGGACUCCGUCCAGCCUGGAGGUCACCUACAUCACCGACUUCUUCCUCGCUCUGGCCAUCUGUAACAGCGUGGUGGUCUCCUCGCCCAGCCAGCCUCGACACAUGGUGCCUGAAGCACGAACACCCCUCAAGUCCCUGGAGGAAAUCAAGCUGAUGUUCCAGCGCUUCAGUUUCUCUCCUUUCUCAGCGCUCUCCCCUCCACUGAUCAAAGGCAGCCCUCGCAGCUUCACCAGCAGGCUGUUUGCCCGGGGGAAGACCGGCUCCUGCAACUUCUCCACUCCCACCAACAGCACCACAGAUGGAUCAGAAGCAAGCCAAGAAAGCAACCUGGAAACCUCCAACCUGAGGUGCAAACUGGACUCUGGAUCCUCCAGAGUGGAAGGAAGAGAUGUUGGACAGGCGGAGGACAGGGAAUCAGAGGAUAAUAAUAUCAAGGACACAAAGACAAAUGGGGCCAGGCAGGAAGAGGAGGACGUGAUAAGAGGAGUGGACUCUGAGAGUGACUCUGAUGAUGAGCUGCUUUAUGAGGCAGAGAGUCCGGACGAGGCGGCUCUGGUCCACGCAGCCCAGGCGUACCACUGCACCCUGAGGGGACGGUCCGCAGAGAGCCUGCUGGUAGACCUGCCGGGAAUUGGCUCUCUGGCCGUCCAGCUGCUUCACAUCCUGCCCUUCGACUCCAACAGGAAGAGGAUGUCAGUAGUGGUCCGCCACCCGCUCUCAGGACAGGUGGUGGUUUACACCAAGGGAGCCGACUCCGUCAUCAUGGACCUAAGCGAGACACCUAAAGGUGCAGAGCAGGCUCAGGAGAUCUACAGUCACAUCAGAGAACAAACCCAAAAACAUUUAGACAGUUACGCCAGAGAUGGACUCCGGACUCUCUGCAUUUCUAAAAAGAUUCUGGAGGAAGAGGAGUAUGAGGUGUGGCUGAAGAGACAACUGCUGGCAGAGAGCAGCAUAGAGAACAGAGAGGAGCUGCUGCUAGAGUCUGCUCAGAGACUGGAGACCAACCUCACCCUGCUGGGUACCACAGGGAUUGUAGACAGACUGCAGGAGGAAGUCCCGGAGACCAUUGAAGCUCUCCAGAGGGCCGGGAUCAAAGUCUGGGUCCUCACAGGAGACAAAAAGGAGACGGCCAUUAACAUCGCCUAUGCCUGCAAACUCCUCCGUCCCAACGACCAGCUGCUGACAGCCAGCUGUGGAAGCAAGGAUGCGUGUGCAGCUCUGCUCGAGCAGCUCAAACUGGAAGUGCAGAGUGGCGAAGGCAGCUUGACGGUACUGACUGCAGCGGGGGACCAUGAGGAAUCCUCCUUGGGCAGCGCGGCCGGCUUCGUUCUGGUCAUAGACGGCCGCACUCUGGACUGGGCCCUGCAGGAGGAGCUGAAGAGUGACUUCCUGGAGCUGAGCUGCAGAUGCAACGCAGUCAUCUGCUGCAGGUCCACCCCGCUGCAAAAGAGCCAGGUGGUCAGGCUGGUCCGGGACCAGCUUGGCGUCAUGACCCUGGCUGUGGGUGAUGGAGCAAAUGACGUCAGCAUGAUUCAGGUGGCGGAUGUGGGCAUCGGGAUAUCUGGUCAGGAGGGCAUGCAGGCCGUGAUGUCCAGUGACUUUGCCAUCUCCAGGUUUAAACACCUCAGUAAGCUGCUGCUGGUCCACGGCCACUGGUGUUACUCUCGCCUCGCAAAUAUGAUCCUCUACUUCAUCUACAAGAAUGUGAUGUACGUGAAUCUGCUGUUCUGGUAUCAGUUCUUCUGUGGUUUCUCUGGGAGUGUCAUGAGCAACUCCUGGGUGCUCAUCCUCUUCAACUUGCUCUUCACCUCCGUCCCUCCUCUCAUUUUCGGCGUCCUGGAUCGAGACACGCCUGCAGACACUCUGAUGGAGCUGCCUGAGCUCUACCGGGUUGCACAGACCUCCAAGGUCUACGUCCCCUACAUGUUCUGGGUCACCGUCCUGGAUGCUUUUUACCAAAGCCUGGUCUGCUUCUUUGUGCCUUACUUUGCGCUGGCAGGAUCAGAUGUCGGGGCGCUGUCCUUCGGCUCUCCGAUCAACGCCUCGGCUCUCCUCAUCAUCCUGCUGCACCAAGUUAUCGAGAGCCGUACUCUGACGUGGAUUCACAUGCUGGUGCUGGUCCUCAGCGGUGGGUCCUACUUCGGCUUUGUGCUGCUCUUCAGUUUGUUCUGUGUAUCCUGCAGCCCCCCCACCAACCCUUUGGGGGUGGAGACGCUGCAGAUGUCCCAGCCUCUCUUCUACAUCGUGUGCGCUCUCACUACUGUGAUGGCUCUGUUACCCAGGCUUUUGUGUCGAGCUCUGUACAACACGUUGCACCCCGCUGCUGUUCUGAAAUCAGCUCAUAUGGACAAAGUGGAUUCAGAGAAGUACCGCAGGAGAAUGCAGCGCUGGAACCAGACUCACUCCAGAGUCAACAGGCUGCCGGUGUGCGCCGACAACCCUGGCCUGGAGCCCAGCGCGUCCUCAGUGGUGUCCUGACCCCCCUCUACGCACACACAGGUGUAUGACCUGUUCAGGGAAAGACCCUAAAAGUCUGUCGACAUGCUGGAUUCAACCGCAUGUCGCUGUGUGGAUGUUCCACUCACCAGCUGUUUAUAGGCUCUGCUGAAAGACAGCUCAUUUGGCUACAAGUCAGUAGCCAAAGGACUCUUGGUGAGAUUAAUUUGCUCCAAAGAAAACCAUGUUUUAAUUGGACAUGUACUUACUGAAUGAAUAGUGCGGUGAGUAUGAGUUGAAACAUUCCACCAAGCAUUUAUGGGAACAGAAGCUGUGAAACAUGAUCUUGUAGAUAUUUGGAGACAAUACUAUUUUUAAAGGAGCUAUACAGUGUGUAUCAUUUGAACAUCAGGAAAUCAUCAAUCAUCUGGCACUCGUCAGGAUCAGCCUUCUAGUACUGGCCUUCAGUGUGUGCCGCAGUCGGCACGGUGAGCCACCAGGAUCCGCUGGUCGAGGCUACAUUCACACUGCAGCUAGAAGUGACCAAAUCAGAAAUUAUUUCUAAUAUUCCUUCUUAAUAUUUUUGAUCAGCUCUGCGCUGUGUGCACAUAGAGGUGUUCAUUGGGAGGACAGUGAAGUGGCAGACCUCACUAAUAGCCAAAAUUCAAAUCUUGGCCCACUUUUGCCUCCUCACUCUUUUCAGACUUUAUGUUCUGUUCAUGCAUGGAAUUAGUCAAACUUCACUGGUUUACUCUGAGAUGUAUAUGUGUGUCACAGCUGUAUUGUGUUAUUUUAUGGGUCAUGAACAACUAAGACAAAAAAACUGAGAAUUGAACAUUAAAGCUGUAACAAGAGAUUUUUGACCACAAGGGGGCAGACAUACUUGAAACAAACUGACAGAAGCACAGCAAAGAUAUCCUUCUGGUUGACAUGUUAACAAACUAUUUCUUUGCACAGCAAGGAAGAACGUUAGCAUACCUUCAGGGUUGUGCUCCUGUCUACCUGAGUCUAUUCACUCCACAAAAUCUGUCUUUUUAGCUGCUACUGUAGCUAUAUGACUUUGUUUGCAAGCCACUUUGUUGUCAAACAUACAGUCUACGUGCUGGAGAACCAAAAACAGAGACAAAAAUAUGUUCAAAUCUGAGCUUGAAGGUUCAUUCUUGUUCUUUGAAGCAGCUUGACAAAAAAAUGAAUCAGAGCAACGUCCACUCAGAGGACUUGUUGUGUCCAAAGGUUUCAACCACAGCUUUUGGCCUUCCUCAGUGGAUGGAGUUGCUCAGUUGUCGUGGAGAUGAUUGACCCUUGAAACAGCGGUUACUAUCUACUAUGCACUGUUAAUAUUAGAGACUCAUCAAUCCACUUUUUUUCAGUUCCGAUCCGAUUCUGAUUCCUGCAUUUGGAGAUCUGCUGAUGUGGACAGGGACACCACAGCUCUUGAUGUAUUAUCAGCUGAUAUAAGUAGAUUUUGUGAGUUCAAAAAGUAAUAAGAGAAUUUCAGUGGAAUUGCAAAUUGACAACUCCUUCAUAAGGUUUAUAAAGUGAUUUUCAAAAUAAACAUGGAAGAAUUGUGUAGAGAAAUAUAUAUCUACACUAAUAAAAAAACCCUAUCAAAAGAGAUUAUGGAAUCUGGAUCGGUGACAUCAGUCCGAUAUGUGAGUUACAGUGUCGUCCACUGAUACCUAUACUAGAUCAGAUCGGUCCCAACUCUAGAUAAUGUGUUGUUUAAGUCAGUUGACAGAAUGCUGCAGUGUGGAUGUAGCCACAAAGCAGGAGGAGGGUGCUGAAGGCCUUCAGCCACUGUAUGAAGGAGGCGGGAUCAGGAAGCAACAAUCAGAUUAUUAUUUCAAUACAGCCAUAGCAGUACCAGUACCACUGUUGUGUGUGUGAUCCAGAUGUCUGGAUCAUGGUCUCAUUAGUUCCUGUUAACUACACUAAGCUGACACUGCUUAAUGUUGAGGACACACACAGGAAUGCUUACAACUGUUGGAAUGUGUUUACAGUCCUGGGUUAGACAGGUGGAAUUUCACAGAGUUGUAACAAUGAGCCGCAGCCUGUUUUUGUUUACCUGCUCAGCUGCUCUGUGUGCAGUGCUGACACCGGAGCAGACCAGGUCAGUUGGUUUAAAUGAAGGAUUAAUAAUUGCUGAGUCAAUUUUGGACUGGAUAUCAUGUCGCUGUAAUCAACAAAGGCUGCAGUUUACACCUAUACAUUAAGGAUGUGACAGUACUACACCAUGGAUGGAAGACGCUGAGGCUGAGCUGGUUCUCAGGUUUUCCUAGGCUGAGCUGCACUAACAAGGGUUAACGGGGAUCAGACUGAAUCUGGAUUUAAAUGUGAUGUUGUCCCCAGUAGUCCCUGAUUGAACCAAAUACAAUUGAAAUUUGGUUUAUUCUCAUCUAUAUUAGAUUAGAUUAUACAAUUUGACAAGGUUGCAACAUAUGCACCAAAUAUCCUGUGAUUCAUUCUGUUUACACUUUACACCUCCAUAACUACAAGCUGUGUUUACUUGACAUUUUUGCAGACUAUUUUCAAAUGCAUAUUGGGGGUAUUGUUGCUGUCAUUCUAUGGCGUCGUUGGGUUCCACUCCUUUCUAACGAUGUAAGUCAAUUAGCAGAUUCUUUAAAAGGGCUUGGGUCGUGCAGUGAGGAUAAAUUCUGCAUUAGUUAGAGACUGCUUUGACUACCUCAUGUGCAAAAUAUUGAAUAAAAAUGAGCGGUAACUUAAGGAUAUCUGGAAUGAUAGAAAAAAUAUAUCCACAUCUCUGCAACUCUACGACAUGGUUUCAAAAUGGUGUAAAGUAUAUGCAGACUAACACAUGCAGAAGCGCUGGUAUGGCCCUCUAGUGUCAAUGUGGUGUUUAAUGAGUUAGCAUCACAGCGCCUGGCAUGGUAGCUUCACCUGUGUGUGUGUGUGUGUGUGUGUGUGUGUGUGUGUGUGUGUGUGUGUGUGUGUGUGUGUGUGUGUGUGUGUGUGUGUGUGUGUGUGUGCAGUGAGGGAACCAGCAAUAAUCAUGACGCAUUUAUGGUGAAACCGUUCCAAACUAACUUACUCAGUGUUUCCUCUAGGAUUUUUUUAGCAGUGGGGGCAGGCCCUUCCGAACCCCUCCCGUCACGCUGGCAAACGUUUUACGUAUGAAACAGAAGUGACACUUCGCUGCGACACAAACAAAUAUAUUUACCGUUUUAAUGUUUCCAGAUAUUUGAUAUCAGGACGUUGAGCUGAGAACUGACAAGUUGAACGUUGUCCAAUUAAAACGGACCCACCGCGGUGACGUUUUUGGUGGAGCUGUUAGUUUAAUAGUCGACUUGGAAGAAAGCGAACGUUUUGACAAUAAGCUACAUCAACACAACAGUAUGUGGAGUUAAACUGGACAGCCCCAAUAACCUCUGAAUAGUUCUACUUGUUAUUAAAUUGCAAUGUGAGCGGCAGCCAACGGGGGUGCAUUAUGUCGGCAGGAUCAUUUAAAAGGCAACCGGGACUACAUUGUGCGUCUGCCCCAUUUCUGAUACCGUGGUGGCAGAAAUUUAACAGUGGCGGGCCGCCGCUCCAAAGUCAACAUAGAGGAAACACUGGAUUACUAUACAAUUAUUUAUUAUCUACACAGGGAACUAUUUAACCAUUUAGAGGCACAUAGACGUCAACUCAUUUUCCAGCAUGUAGAGAACCCUAGAGCGGUUGCACACUGGGUCCUGCGAUUGCCCCAUUACAUAUGAUUAUAAUAACUCUGUUAAUAGACAGUUCAGCUGUGUGCAACUUGAUUGAUGUAGUUUUAAUUAAAUCAAUCAAUCAAACAAAAAAAUGUUGGGUCGUUUCAAUUCGUCGUUGUGUGAGCAGCCCAGCUGAGGAAUCUGAGGAACCACUCCGGCCUGUCAAGAUUUUAUCGAAGCAGGCAGCAGCAGCAGUAGUUCUCAGUGAAGUGACCUUACUGCCUCUGCGCACAUCUGUGCAGGGAACCGGUGAUAACAUGAAGAAGCCUUAACUUUAAUGCAAUACUUUAAGAUGUGGGCCUCUCCACACAGAGAAGCCUUAAAGACUGCAGCGCAGUCAGCAGCACUCACUGAUGAGGAUUUUUAUAUUGUGUAAUAAUUGUGUUGUUUGUUUGGAUGUAUGAUGCAAACAUUUGACUGUACUGUUUCAGACAUUGUAAUAAACAGAUUCACAUCAGUGUAGACUGUGCCAUGUAUGCUGAAAUAACUGUGUGACUGUUGAUGACUGAUGGGUGAUAUGAAGCGCAUUUCUGGAAAACCACAUGUUUCUGCCCAAACUGACCAGUUCAAGUGCGUCAGAAUUACAGGAAAACAGUUUCUAUAUGACAGCAGCAUGCAGCCAACAUUAUUGAAAAGACUCACAACCUGAAACCAGCGGGUCCUGCCCCCUAGCUGGUUAUAUUUUAUUUUUUUCAGUUAAUUUUAGUUUCCAGAGCUUUUAUUAGUUUCAGUGUAUUUAUGUAUUUGUCAGAAUAGGUAUUAUAAUACAAACGUAUUGACUCACAGUCUCAAUAAACAUAUGACCAACGCC